UGUGAAUUACACUUUAUGAAAAAGAAGCACACAUCAGAAAUAAAGUAAUAAAUAAAUACGUAAAUCACACAAAAGCUACUAUGGAAAAGGCAAAAACUGCUUCGGAGAAGUUGGCGGAACGCAAGGCGCGUCUUCAUGACCUACACAAACAACGACAAGAGGCGCGCACCCAAAACCACCAGGAAGUCGUCGCAGAAGAUGCACGCAAAAAACUGCCCAGCAAUUGGGAAGCACGUAAAAGGCAAGCGGAAUGGUUGCUGGCAGAUGAUAAAGCACGGGCGGAGGCAGAAUCUACUGGCAAGGACUAUGAGCGCAUGAAGCUGCUGGACGUCUCUGCCGUGGAUGCGGAACGCAUUGAGAAGAAGAAGAAACGCAAGGAUAAUCCCGAUCUGGGCUUUUCCACAUUCGAGGCGCAGACUGCGAGGCAGUACAACAGACUGGUUAAAGGUAUGCCAGCCCGCGAUAUGGCCAAGUAUGAGAAACAAAAGGCCGAACUGGGUGAAGCCUUCUAUGGCGGUCCAAACACAACACUUCAUCUGCUCACCAAGGACACGCCGAGUGCGAUUAACAACAUGGUCAAGGACUUGGAUCAGCAAAUUGAGCGCAGAAAGAAGUAUUCCAGAAGACGCAUCUACAACGAUGACGCCGACGUGGAUUUCAUCAACGAGCGCAACUCGAAGUUCAACAAGAAAUUGGAUCGAUUCUACGGCGAGCAUACGGCGGAGAUCAAGCAAAACCUCGAGCGCGGAACGGCAAUUUAAACUUGCUUUUUAUCAUAACAAAUUACUAAUAGUUAAAUUUAAAUAUAAGCAGAUAUACUUUGUAAGUGCAUUGUAUCCCCAACAAACUCAAAGUACAUGUACACGUAUCUAUUCGUUGUACAUAUUUACAUACGAAAAGACAAUUGAAUUUUCAUAAUACCAUGUAUGGGAAUCAAGUUAUUUUGUAAUAAAGCUACGCAAAAUCAGUUAAUGUGA
This is a messenger RNA of Drosophila innubila, 977 nucleotides long. Its product is annotated as pre-mRNA-splicing factor Syf2. The transcript has a single exon. Bases 81 to 761 code for a protein of 226 amino acids. NCBI's taxonomy places the organism in Eukaryota, Metazoa, Arthropoda, Insecta, Diptera, Drosophilidae. Gene Ontology annotation, cellular component: post-mRNA release spliceosomal complex; Prp19 complex; catalytic step 2 spliceosome. The record is from RefSeq and is a predicted model, not a curated record.